This is a messenger RNA of Colletotrichum destructivum, 4821 nucleotides long. RefSeq names its product Putative HTH CenpB-type DNA-binding domain, Homeobox-like domain superfamily. NCBI's taxonomy places the organism in Eukaryota, Fungi, Ascomycota, Sordariomycetes, Glomerellales, Glomerellaceae. The record is from RefSeq and is a predicted model, not a curated record. The transcript is spliced from 2 exons. Bases 2179 to 3924 code for a protein of 581 amino acids.
CUUUUUCUUCGCCCGUCGGUUCCGCCCCUCGCUGUCUGGCAUCAUCUUCUUCUUCCCUGGGCUGCGUGAUACAGAAUCGGUUUUCCCUACAGAAUCUCACCAUCCGCACCAUCGGGCCACCCAUCAGUCUUGUCAUCUCGCAGCAGGAGGCUGUCAGACCCAGCUCCGGCACCCUGUAUCCAAAAGCAGGACCAGACAUGGAGGCCAAAGCAGUCGUUGCCACGGCUGGCUAGUGGCCGUUCGCCUACCAGCUUCGAGCGAGCGAGAAAUCAGAAAAAUAGAGGCACAGCCAGGUCUAGACAACGCGCUACAGGACGAGACGAGACGAGACGAGACGGAAACAAAUCAGCAUGCCAACUAGUGCCUGUGUGUGGCUUGCCCCAUUCCCUUCAAGACCGUCUUACAGUCUUCCAGAUGGCUUGUCGUUUCUACCCAUGCGGCAAUGGAGACAAUCUGAGCCGGUGGCUUCUUUUAGCUCGUCCUCCAUUCCCUAGCCGUGGCGGUUGUCAAGGUCUAGACAUCACUCGCAGUCCAACUAUGAUGUCGUUAUUGAUGAAAACACUCAUACCGUCGCGUCGGAUACUCAACUUCUUCACCAUGAACCUCCAUGGCUCAGGAAUUCUGCUCCUCCGGUUCCCAGUACUCGCAAUCCGCUUUGUCUUUCACUUUCCUACUCACGCCGGUUGCGCAACGACUCUUUUUUUGACACACUCUCCCCCUGCUAAUAUCAUGAUGCAGAUUGCAUGAGACUGGAACUGUUAAGGGUUUUGACACAGUUUACCGGCUUUCUGUUUUAUUAGGCAUCUUGAAUAAACUACCCCUAUCGCCGAGCGUUUCCUUCUGACAGAUAAUUCAACUAUCGCCCAUUUUCUACAACCCAAACGCAACCUCCCUACCUAUGUGUGCUAUCCUCUUCUCGUUUGUCCUGGACGACCGCUUGCGCACCGGUAAUAGUGCUGGCCAAACCCUCAUUUCAUCUUUUGCCAGUUCUGCUACCACACACACACACACACACAAGCCCAAGUCUCGACCCCCAGUCCGACAUAGGUUCAUAGAUACCCACCACACGCCCACCCCCCAAGGAGUAGAUUGAACACGCCCCCCCCCCCCCCCCCAAUACCUUGCCGGUACUCAGCAUCCGCCGCCUCUGCCUGCAUAGCUUUUACAUAUGUACACUGCAGCCCACCACCAUUUACAACCUUCAUCCUUCCGUGUGCUUAAUAGUGUUACUAUCUGAGAAGCCCGCUGACCCCAACCCCGACCUGCCAAUUCUGCUUUUCAAGCCUUGCCUUAUGCGCCGCGGCGUCUGGUCCUCGUAGCAAACCACUGCCCACUCUUUCUCUUCCUACUACCUAGUCCGAUUCAACUCUCACGGCCCUGUCACGUUCUCUUUCCUCUCACUGGUCACUCAAAUAGAUACACACAAGCCUUUCUUUCCUACAUCAGCACCUUCACUCAGCAAACAUCAUCUCUCUUUCCUCUCAACACCCCAAGCUGGCCCGACGCGGAGAAAGAACCGGACUGCAACGGAUUACCAAAGCAACUCUAGCCGCCCAUUCAUUUCGCUUUCAAGGUCAAGUAGCAUCACAAAAGAGAGGCACACGGACCAGAGGCAGUAGACGACGGGCCGGGCCUCCUCGUACGGCAAAGGAUCGACCGUGUGGCUACCCAGUUGAGUCGAGUGUUGCACCCGCAGUUCAACAACCCCAGACAGAACCUGCAACCAGGACUGGCCCUUCUCGUUUAACGGACCUACAGAGAGAGACGCGGCUAGUCAGUCGGAUUCAAAGACGACAUCCCCCCCCGUCCCUUUCCAGCACCUGUCUGCGCCUGCAACGCACUUGCGUCCGAGUCACUCCACGCUCCAGGGCUUCUUGACCUACAAAGCAGACCGCCUGCACGCUGCGCUUCCAUACCAAUUGGCCACUCCUAUCAUGCAUGCUGUUUUCCGUUCAUGAAGCCAAAACCGACCAAUAUCUGUCGGGACCAGGAAUCCCCACACUUGGCCCGUGGUGCCAUUUCAUCAGCAAAGGCAGACCUAAGGGCGCGAUCUCCUUCCCGCCAUCAUCAACCUGGAACCAGGUUUUGACGAUCACAGUCUGUCAAAUAUCACCACUCGCAGCCUGAAAAGCCCGGCUCCCUGGGUUCCGGCUUCAGUCGAGCACAGUGAUAUAAACAAUGAACCACUCCAUCAUGGGUGCCGCCACCAUGGACCAGGACAAUCACCUAGUCCAGGACGAGGACAGCCACAUGGCUCACAACCACACCUUCGGCAACGAUGGUUGGAGCGAUAUGAGUCCAUACGGACAUCAAAAUGGUCUCUCAGAUUACGGAGGUUUUGCUUUCAUGCCAACAGUCAGCCAUGGACUGCCGUCCGAAUCCAUCGGCAGGAUGGCUCCUCCGCCAGCUCCUGUCCAGCCAAUGCAGUCUCACCAACAAUCCCAUGCGCAGCUUCCAAUGCUCAUGAUACCCUCUCAACCAACGUGGCCCAGCAUGUUGACGAAUCCCAACAGCUAUUCGGCACCACCCUUAGGAAUGGCACCUAUAGUUGCUCCGGCGCCCUCGAGACCUACAACACGAUUGCCCAACGGCCCACAACCCCAACAGCGCAGGGUGUUGAGCGAUGACGACCGGAAAAAGAUGUGCCAGUAUGCUGCUGAGCACCCCAACGUAAAGCAGACGGAUAUCGGUGCCAUGUUCGGUGUUGAAAGAAGCACCGUAUCUAAGGUUCUACGGAAUAAGGAGAAGUAUCUCAAUCCAGAGGCAGACAGAAGUCAGUCUCCCGCUGGCAGGCGGCACAACAAGGGAAAGUUUCCUGAUAUCGACCGAGCUGUUGCCGCGUGGGUCAGAAAACAGCAACAAGCCGGCUUGACCCCGAGUGACGACGAGAUUCUUGAUCAAGCAAAGCACUUCUCCCGGACUACCAACGGCGCUGAAGCCAGUCUGCUAAAGUCCAUCAACACCACGUGGCUGGAAAGAUUCAAGCAGAGAAACAUCUUGGUUUCUGGAAAGCUCUUGCGCCGAGCAUCUGAAACGAACAUUACGGACCACGCAAAGCUCUCUGGCUCUCCGUCCCUUGGAGCAUCUGCCGUCUCACCGGCAUCCCCAACAGGGCAUCCGUCUCCGCUCUCGGCCGAUAGAAGCGACGAAGAUGCCGUGCAUGGUCUUGGGUUCGUCGGUUACGGGGAAGGCGGCGCAUACAAGCACACCAACUCGCAAAGCACGACGUCUCUCAACAGCGCCUUGACAGACACAGGUAACUCAUCCUUCUCCGGGAGUGCCCUAAGCCCGACAGCAACAUUCACAUUCUCUCCCGACCCCAACACUGGGCAGUUUCUUGCCAACGACCCAUCCCGCCAGCUGCACGGGGGAGCUGGGUCGAACUUCCAAAGACCGAGGAGCCAGACAUUCCCGACUCUCGACAUUGAAUACAUGAACCAAGUCGGGGCAACAGAGUCAAUGACUCCAAAGUACCAUCCUGCUUCCACAGCACCGUCUUCCGCACUGGAAUCGCCUGUCCACGAGAUGGCAGCGCCGCAUUUUUGUCUGGAUACUGCCAUCUCCUCCUCGCCUCAUCUUCAUCACAGCAGUAGCAACAGCAGCAUGGCCGGCCGAUCAACCACGACACCUGCAGGUUCUUCCCCAACGUCGCCAACUCAGGAGGAUGCCCGAAAGGCCGCAGAUACUCUGCUGAGCUACAUCCAAAGCAACAGUGGAGGGGCGCUACUGGAUCAAACCGAGUACAUGAUGAUGAUAAGAUUGACGGAGAAGCUACGAUUACAACAGCAUCAGCUUGUCAAGACCGGGGCGCCUCAAUCGUUGGGUAUCUUGGAUCGGAUUCCUGAGGGAGACACUGAGAUGUUGCCACAACACCCGCCCCCAAUGCAUCUCGAGACCAAAUCCGAGCCGGUUGUGACUCAGUGAUGACAACCUCUCUACUUUCUCCAACGGCUCACUACAGUACCGUCAUUCUCCUUUUCCAACAUAAAGUUUCUGAUCUCCUUAGGCGUUUGUUUGCUUUGGUCUUGGGCAGGGUCAGGAAACGGCCGCAUCGCGCAUGUGUGCGUGGGCAGCGACAACAGAAUAAUGGACCAUUAUAUUGGUUACCAACCUCUAGACUCGGCGAAAGUUCUGCAAAGAACGCAACCAGCUUGCCGGAUCAGGUUUCGGUUUCGGGGCGGGGGCCGAAACACACAUGUCAUCAACGGUACCUGUUGAAAGGGAUUCAGAGGUCCCAGGCAUACACGCUUUCAGUCUCACGACGACCUCCAAGCCCACUUUUGAUGUACUUUGAAGUCUCCUACCCCCCCCCCCCUUUUUUUUUUUCCCAGCUCAGAGAUGACGAGUUCGAGCGUCUCGCCUCCCUGAUUACCAGUCUCACGACAUUGAAAUUUGGCAGAAUAUACCAUAUCGUUUAUAGGGUUGGGGAGGGUUUGCAUCAGACGACUUCUGUAAGGGCGACAUUCUAUCUUGUGUUGUUCUUUUCCUUUAUUUUCCUCUUACGUUUGGAACAAAGCAACAUCAAUCCCAUACUCAACACUACUACAAUCAGCAUUUUCAUAUACCCCAGUCACAUCACCACUCCCUCAAGGGAAGAACUUUCCGCUCACGCGAACACCGAAAAUUCUCCAUUGCGCAGCUUUUCUAUCUUUGCUUUCUUCCUCCUCCUCUUCUUUUCCAUUUCAGCUAUGCCUUUUUUGUUGAACCACUUUCACAGCUACUUUAGUGCGAAUUUCUGCGGGUCAUUUUGUUUUCUUCGCCUUCUGGCUCCUGGUCCGAUUCUUCACCGUAUUGUCUCCUUUCUUUCAUGCUCUCUGCAUU